AUGCGAAAGCUUGUCGUCGCCGAGAUUUGUUUACUGUCGCUGAUGCUGAGCGUGACCACCGGAAGCAGAUGUGUAAAGGAAGAGAGAACACGGACAGGAAAAAAGUGUAGUCAACAGCAGCUCAGAAGAGUGGAUAAAGCGUUAUCGAGAGCUGGAGAUAUACCGGAGGGAUCGUGGAUUUGUUUAAGCCACAGAAAUUUGAUACUUGCCGAGGACAAACGCUGCUCCUGCCCAUCUUCGUGGGGACACGGUAAAAGCUUAUCAAAACAUCCGAUCCCUGACAGGCUGUAUAGAGUAUUUGACGAGGUGGGCAGAAACAGCGUUACCGAAUACAAACCUGGGUCAAACUGGUGUAAUAAAUGCAGAGUCCUCGCAGAUAAAGAAUUCGCGUCCCACCCCAUGUUCACUCCGAGGAAGCAAAAAAAAGUGACAUCAGAAAAUAAGGUAAAGCACACUAAAUAACAUUAUAAUUUCAUCAAUUUUAAUUCACUGUCUUCUUUUAAAAAUAAUAAUAAUAACAAUUUAUUCUAAACCAGAUGGACAAAUAAUAUAAACAAAAAUAUUUUUCUAUAGGAAAAUGUAAUGAACCAGCCAACACCACAGAAAAACAAGGACAUUCAGCAAACGUCAAGUUCCCAAAAAGGUUAAGUACAGAAGAAACUUUCCUGAGUAAAAUCAGAAAAUUUACAUCCCUCUCUCUUUCAACUCAUUAAGCCCAAUGCCCAAUGUUUUUAUCUCUCAAAAGAUUUUCCAACAACACAUAACAUGAUUUAAAUCAAGUGCUAAUAAAAUUAACAUUGAAGAAAUUUAUAUUUUUUAGAGCCUUCGUUUGAGAAGAUGAUGGAGACAUUUCAGAAGGCCCUCAGCAGCCACUAUGAAAAUAGUGGCCAACCAUUAUACAAUGCAGAAGAUAUGAGGAAGUUUUCCGAGAUUUAUGCGCCAGGCUUGUUUGAUGUCCUCCUCAGUUCAAUUCUUCGAGACGACUCCAGGCUGUCAGAAGACAGGAAAACAUUGCAGGAGCAAAGAACAGUUGCUCUUCUCCAUAUUAUGACAUAUUUUAGGUAUCUGGCAAGGAAUGAAAUAGAAAACAAUGCUGACCUCUAAUGAGAUCAUGGGGUAAAAAAAAAAUUCUUAUUUUGUUGUUCAUCUUGUCUAGAUCCCAGAAGUCAUGUCCCUUGCAAAAAGACCUGGGUCUGUACAUGCACCAACAUGGCCUUUCAAGAGCUGGCUUGAACAAUGGCCCUAUCUUUGGCUUUUCAGUAGCACCAAGAUCAAUUGAUAGGCACAACAUCAACUUACGGCAGCAGUAUCCAAGCUUGUUAAAGCAAAAAAUAGAACAGUCAGUUAAGGUGCAACUGAAUAUGUAAAUACCUGAUAACUUUUAUUAAGUACAAAUCCAUUUCUAAAAUAAAAUAAAUUGAAAGCAUACAAAAAUGUAGGCUACACAGUAAUGUUUUAAAAACAGCCAAACCACUGGAAUCAGGGUGCCUUAUUAUUCAUAUUAAAUGAAAGAAAAUUUACAAAUACUACAACAAUUUUUAGAAUGACAAAUUUAAUAUUGUUUGAUAACCUGAACACUUUAGUGGCAUUUAAUGUAUGAUUAUCUAUUGACAACUCAGUAAGAGGUUAAAGAAAUUGGACUAUCACAUAUAAGAAGGUAGCCUGUGAACAGGCUCUUUGUUUGGGGAAAGGCAAGAUUUUUUCACCCUUUCCCUAAACAGAGAGCCUGUUCACAGACUAAUAAGAAUGUAACAUGAUAACAACUUGAUUACUAUGUUCAAAACAUAUCUCCUAACUAUUAUGACUAUUCAUUCAUGAUUGUAUUUUAUUAGGAAGGUACUUCUAUGAUUCUCCUCUUGGAUGAUUUUCAUAAUAUUCACACAAUCAGAAUGCCAGACAACCUGAAAUUGUCUAAAGCAACACACAUGGCUUCUGUUCUACUGGACAUUCACCUGGAAAUACCAGCUGUAAAAAAACCCAACGCACAGUGUGUCCACAGUGUUUUGAAAAUUACUUUCAGAGGGCAGGAGACUGUUUGCAGAGGUGGUAUUGUAAAAAGAUACAUACAAGAACUGUUCACAGAAAGUCUUAAAAGUCACCACCACUCAUUUCUAACCUCUCUUCCCCAACAAUGUCAGCAGCUGAAGGCUAAAGAUAUACAAAAACAGAUCAAACAGUUCAGGUGUAUAUUAAGAGUUUCACGUUUUCUCUUUUCCCACAACUGUCCAGUUUAACAGGGUUUCAUAGCUGUGGUGGGUAAAAUCGCAGUGAAUGCCUAAACUGUAAUAGCAUUUGAACCAUGAAGAAAACAAAUUAUGUCUUCUUUUGCCAAGUUGAUUUGGUUUGCAUGAAUUGUUUGGUACAAAAAAACAAUAAAAAAAAACAGUAACACACCCAACUGGAAAUACACUACAUGUACAUGUGCUCUUGUACUAUGUAUGUUCCAGAAACCCAGUAGGUAAUGACUUAUUUUUCUCUACAAUAGACCUGCAUUAUGUAUGCAUUAUAUAAAGUCUUAAAUUGCAAUCAUGGUGCACAAGUAACAAUAUUUUUACUUUCAUUUCUAGAGUAUACAAUGGCAUGGCACAAGAUGAACUUCUUACCCUGAGCACUUGCGUUUUAAUAGACGAAUUCGAGGCAGGCUUGAAAAGCAUGGAGGAUUACAAGGCCGCACUUAACCAUACAUUCCAUUCUGCUCUUCCCCUUCAUGAUUUCUGUAAAUUAUUUGUUAUUCCACUGCCUGGAGAUUGGCCAACCUGGUAUUACACCAAAAAAAUAAUUGCUCAGCUACCAGAAACUAGUUCCCAAGAACACCCUUAUUUGUCCCUUAUUCCAGAACAAGGACCUUUUCAUGUCUGCUUAAAUAUAAAUGAGGAUGUCAUUAAAAGCCACCACAUAGUUUUUGCAAGACUUUAUAAGGAGGUUUUUGCCAGUGACUUCCCACUUAAACCAAAACCCUUUCGAACAAGCCUCAUUAUUACAGGAACCUUGUGUGGAUGGUUGUUAAUCAGACAUAAAGUCCUGGCCAAAUUCAAGUUCUGCAAAGAUAUUGAAUUUCUGUACCUGGUUAAUUUACUUGAAGAAAUUUUGCCACUGGUCUUUUUUCAAUAUGACAGCAUUUUUUGCUCUGGUAAUCUGGAACUGUACAUAAAUGUCAUGAUUCGUCUAGCCAUUAUUUUCAUUAUCUGGGAGCGACAUCAUUAUGACAGAUCUACUCUAUCCAUGUUAAGUGACUUGUAUCACCAAAAGAUCAACUUUCCUGCCUACUAUAACUUUAAAGAGCAAUGGCUAUCAAUAAUAACAGAAAAGAAGGUAGAAAUCUGGCAUUCAUUGUUACGAAAUCACAUUUCAACACAUUACAGUGGUGAUGAGAUACAUGACACAGCAAUUUCUCUGGCUGCUUCUGACACUGCUAGGAAAUUUCAUUCUUCCUUUGUGAGGCCAUACACCAGAGGUCAAUCGGAAAAAAACAUGAAACUUGUGGCAGGUAAUGUGUUUCACAACUGCAAGGGACAACUGUAUCUAGCUUUAUUAUUCCCUUUUCAAAAGAAAAGCGAUACAUUUUUUAAAAACUUAAUCAACUACAACUUUCUCUUUAGUCUUAAUUCCAAUUUAUUCCAGAAAAGACAUCGUUUAAAACUAAGUUGAAGAAAAACCAAUCACCCAUUAACCUUAAGAAUGACAUUGACAGUGGAAGUCUUAGAUCUUAAUGCAGGCAGUGACAAUGAAAAUUUCUUCCUCAUUGUUUUUACCGUAACAUUAUUUAAGAUAUUUAAUGCUGUUUGUAUAUUCUAGUGUUGCCUCUUGAAAACCAAUUUUGCAGAUAUUAAUGGAGCUUCAUUUAAAAAUUCCCAUAGUCUUACUCUCUCCUAGAAACUCUUGACCAAUGAUUUUGGUAGAUACACCGUAACAUGCAGAUAUUUUACAGUGUAUGAGUUGCAUAGUUCUUUUUUAAACCCCACAAAAACAAAAACACAAAGAUACAGGUUGCUGUCAUUCUAGACCAUGGCCACAAAUUUAUACUGAAAAAAAACUUGCAUGGCUAUAGACAUGUAUUGUCUUGAUUUGCCUCACUUAAUGUGAACUUCUAAAACUUAUACAGGCAAAGUUGCUGAGGUGCUUUUGAAAUUAUUCCAGGAUGUUGCUCAAAAUAUUGGAAAGUCUAAGAAGGUAAGUAUCUGCAUCAUUUUGUAACUCUACACAUAAAUCUUCUUCUUGUUUGAAUUGAAUAGAUGAAAGCGAAGUUAUUUAGAUUUCAACGGAUAAGCCGCAUAAAUGUCACCUCAUCAAUACCUAAGCCAACACUGUCAAGCACACAGGUGAAGAAAAUGGAUGAUGAAAGCUCAGCUUAAAGAAGCAGCAAACUAACAAGGCUAACUCUCGAUAUUACAAAAUAUAAGAAGUGAAAAAAUUAUUUUUAACAGUUCAUAUUUUAUCCUUCAGCUAAAAAAAACAUGGCAAACCUAAUGAAAAUGUGAUAAAGUUAAAUAAAAUUAAUACUGUUCUACUAUGAAGAUUAAUGGAGGAAUCAUUAAAGCUUGACUAUCACUGUCUUAUUCUUAAUAUUUCUUAAAACUAUCUUCUGUGUUUGACAGAAACAUUAUUUUUGUUACACAGGUUACAGACAACCCUUCCAGUCAAAGUCAAAACAAAAGACAAAAAUUCCAUCUUCAAACAUUCAAUGAAAUUGUUGAUACAAAGUCUCUUCCUCUUUCGUACAAACAUCUGGAUAGCAACCCACAGUAUCCAAAUCCAGCCAUUUUAUGCGACUACAGCAACUGUGCUGUAACUCAAGACACUGACCAAUUUGUAAGACUAGCUUGCUGCCACACUUUCCACCAAGAAUGUUACCUUCGAAAUAACUCUAACUGUCCAAUCUGUACUAAGCCUCUGUUAAAGAAAGUAGCCAUGCUGGCUGAUACUUUUAAUCUCAGUUUACUAACACCUACUAAAUCGUCGUCAUCAACUACCAAUGCAGAAACAUCCAACUUAUCCUCUGAAGAGCCUGACACAGAAUUAACUCCUAACAACUCAAGACAACCUAUUUUCUAUGAAUCCGAUGAAUGGGAACAGUUUGUAGAUCAUGCUUUAGCUAAUGUCACUGUCCCACAACCUCCAAGUUUAAGAGUACAAGGACAACAACAAGAAUGUCAAGAGCAACAUCCACAGCAGCCACACUGCCAAGACCAAGGAGUCAAUCACCAAGCGCAACAAGCAAAUCAAAACAUCAACAUCACAUCAGUGAACAGUGCAGGCAGCAAAUUCCUUUUUUUUCCACAGUCUGUUUCGCAGGCUACUAUGAAUGGCAGGAGGGGGUCAAACGCUUGCACUUUCAUUGCAUUGUACUUGGCAAAAAGUUAUCAUGCCAACAUAGGACACCUACCACCCCCAACACAAAUUUCACCUGUGUGGGCUGCUGUUGUGAUGUCCUGCAUCAUUCAGGGAAAUUCCACACAUGACACUUUAACUGGGGGAAGAGCAAUUAAUUUUGCUGUUGAUGACGCUGUCCAACAUCUUAGACAAAACUUUGGACAAAUUCAAAUGGAAGAUUCGUUUGACAUCACAUUAACCAGUGAAGAUAUAAAUGUACCCCAGUCAUCAGCAGCAUUUUACCUCCAACGUUUAACUCAAGAAGCUAAUCUAUCUGCAAUUCUUAUUAUCACCGAUAUGACAAUUUGUUUUGUUGCACAUGGAGCAAAUAUUGUGAUGUUCGACAGCCACUUGCAUGGUAAUUUUGGAGCUCUUAUUGCCAGUACAACUGUUGAAAACACCGAGAAUUUCUUGAAGGCAGUGAAAGCGAUGAUAAGCCCAAACUACAACAUGUGCUCCUUAACAUUUGUUAAGUUUGCUUAA
This is a messenger RNA of Porites evermanni, 5853 nucleotides long. The record is from the annotation of a GenBank genome assembly. Lineage: Eukaryota; Metazoa; Cnidaria; Anthozoa; Scleractinia; Poritidae.